AUGGAGGCAGCGGUAACUGUAAAAGUAGAUGAGGACAAGCCCAUGGAGGUAGAUGUAGCUGUUGAGUUGGAAGGAAUGGCUGCUUCAGCUUGGUCUAGCCAUUUUAAAGUGCUUUGUUUUAUAAGAAAUAUAUAUUUUUUUUACUCAUCAGGGUCAUCUGAAAGGAGGAUUGUUCUGUUGGGUCAAACUGGAUCAGGAAAAAGCGCAACAGGAAACACCAUACUGAAAAAAGACUGUUUUAUUAGUAAACAUUCCUCAAGUUCAGUCACAAACACCUGUAAAAAUGGAGUUGCAGAGGUGUUUGGUAAAAGCCUUUCAGUAACUGAUACUCCAGGACUGUUCGAUACAUCAUUGACUGAAAAAAAGCUGAAAACUGAAUUAGAGAAUUGUGUUGAGAUGUCGGCUCCUGGUCCCCAUGUGUUUCUGCUGGUGAUCAGACUCGAUGUCAGAUUUACAAGGGAACAGAAGGACACAGUGAAAUGGAUUCAGGAGAACUUUGGAAAAGACGCUACACGUUACAUCAUCAUUAUUUUCACACAUGCUGAUGUACUAAGGGGAUCAUCAUUAGACGAUUUUAUAAAAGAAAAUCAAGAUCUACAAGCCAUUACUGAUAGUCUCCCAUAUCACUCCUUCAGCAAUAACGGACAAAAUCAAGAUCAAGUUAAAGAGCUGCUAGAGAAGAUUGAACAAACAGUGAAGAGAAACAACGGAACACAUUACACCAAUGAGAUGUAUAAUAGAGUCCAGAGAAACAUCAAAUUAAAAAAAAUAGCAUUAGGAACAGCAAUAGGAUUACUUGCAGUAACAGGGAUGGGAGGAGUGGGAGCAGUGGUAGUGGGAGCAGCAGCAGCAGCAGCAGUGGGAGCAGGAGCAGCAGCAGUGGGAGCGGGAGCAGCAGCAGUGGGUCGCAGCGCCGAGUGGGAGCGGGAGCCAGCAGGAGCAGUCCAGCAGUGGGAGCGCUCAGCAGUGGGAGCGGAGCAGCAGCGUGGACCGCGGGAGCGCAGUAGCAGCAGCAGUGGGAGCAGCAGCAGUGGGAGCAGGAGCGGCAGCAGUGGGAGCAGGAGCGGCAGCAGUGGGAGCGGGAGCAGCAUGGGCAAGCAGCAGUGGGAGCGGGAGCAUCAGGAGAGGAGCACUAGGAUCAACAGCAGUGCAAUGGGAGCACAAGCAGGAGCACUGCAUGACAGCAUUGUGGACUGA
Messenger RNA from Cyprinus carpio (common carp), 1197 nucleotides. Its product is annotated as GTPase IMAP family member 9-like. The record is from RefSeq and is a predicted model, not a curated record. NCBI's taxonomy places the organism in Eukaryota, Metazoa, Chordata, Actinopteri, Cypriniformes, Cyprinidae. Bases 1 to 1197 code for a protein of 398 amino acids. The transcript is spliced from 3 exons.